Corythoichthys intestinalis (scribbled pipefish) is the source of this 3620-nucleotide messenger RNA. RefSeq names its product transmembrane protein 45a (gene tmem45a). The coding region runs from base 1580 to 2413 and encodes 277 amino acids. The transcript has 6 exons. NCBI's taxonomy places the organism in Eukaryota, Metazoa, Chordata, Actinopteri, Syngnathiformes, Syngnathidae. The record is from RefSeq and is a predicted model, not a curated record.
UCACGCAUUGCCGCAAACAGCCUACAAUGGCGUCGUUUUACUUCUAUAUAGAGAUAAAAGGCAGUGUCAAGUGAGUGGAGUAGAUAAAAGCGUUCAUUGGGGCUGUGCUUUUAAUUGGCAAAAGCUUUGUCAUCUCUCCCACAGCAACUAUAAAUAUUGUGAGAAGUGACGUUGGGAAGAACGACAGGAGUCGAUCUUUUUGUUAACACCCUGUAGUGUACUCAACGCAGAGAAGAAAUAGCAUUUGCAGCCACCACACACAGUCAUGGUUGCACCACUUCCCAUCAUGCAUUUGGGCAGAACAGUUAAGUCGCUACAGUAUCAUUUACUGAUAGCUCAGCAAAUACAAUAUUUAGUCACAAUAUACAAACUCACAUUUAUCCUUUAAGAAUUACAAGUCUUUCUAUCCGUGGAUCCCUUUCACUGAAACAAUGUUAAUAAUGUUAAUGCCAUCUUGUUGAUUUAUUGUUAUAAUAAACAAAUACAGUACUUAUGUACAGUAUGUUGAAUGUAUAUAUCCGUCUUGUCUUAUCUUUCCAUUCCAACAACAAUUUACAGAAAAAUAUGGCAUAUUUUAGAGAUGGUUUGAAUUGCGAUUAAUUACGAUUAAUUAAUUUUCAAGCUGUGAUUAACUCGAUUAAAAAUUUUAAUCGUUUGACAGCCCUAGUUGAAUGUACACCUUAUGCCUAAUAUAUACAUAACACAAUAAAACAGAAUUGUUGUGUUACUCAAAAUGUUGACUGGACAGUUACGGACUAUGCACAUUAAAUCAUCAGUAACAUCAAAUAUUACACAAUACACCAAAGUAUAUCAGUAGCCGUGUCCUUAAGUCUUUCUGAUAGUUUUCCCCUGACCUUUUUACUGUAAUAAUAUAAUGAAAACCUGAAAUUAUAGCUUUUAGUUUUGGCCACCCCAAGAUUUUAAGUAGCCUCAUCUGGCCACCCCUAUGAAAAAUUUCUGGAUGCGCCACUGCACUCCACAACAUGGGAAAGUUUCCUUCUGCGUAACAUUUUACAUAGUUUUCGGUUGUUGCCUUACCACGCCAAAUGUAAAACAAGUAUUUACAUGCUAGUAUAUGUAUAAUGCAAUGACAUAAUCAAACAAGUACUUAUAUUCGUGAUUUUAUCCAUUUUCCCAUAAAUGUCACACUCACCGCUAUCAGCUCCAUUGAAAACCAUUACAGAUCUGUUGGUGCUUGGAAGUACUAAUGCACUCCAGGAAACACGUGACCACCAGCGACGAAAUCAGAAUGUUGCAACUCUCUUUCUUCAUGGCUCUGGGCCGAGAAAAUGUGCACACGUGGAAACCCCAUGACUGACGUGCGUUUCGCCCAAUAGGAGUUUGAUAGAAUGACGUCAUCAUAUACUUGACAACCAAUGUACAUUUGAGGGGGAUAAUGGGGAAAAAAGAUGUUGUGAAACGGUUCGGAGGUGAGGAGGAUUUUGGGAAGAGUCCAUGUUUACUCCGAAGAACUUUACUCAAAUGAUGGAAAAUUCAAGAGUUUUUCAGUUUUAUCUUCUCUAACGUUUUCUUUUUGAAAUUUCCAGAGACAAAGCUGCUUUGGGGGGAGCCUCGCCUCAUGGGGAGCUUCGAAGGUCACGCGCUCCCCGGGACCCUUUUCCUGCUGGCUGGCCUGUGGUGGACGGCCAAACUCUCGCUCUGGCAUGCCACCCACCGCUAUAAGAGCAUCGGCUCCACCCGGCUGAGCGGCAGAGUGGCGCAACGCCGCUUGGAGCUGGUAGAAGGCUCGAUCGUCGUCCUCUUCUCUUUAAUAGGCAUGAUAGCGGAGCAGUUUUAUGCGAAAGGGCCGCAUCUCAAGCUUUAUGACUUUGCGGAAAACCACUGGAAGGGCAUGAUGAACUGGCAACACUCCACCAUGUAUUUCUUUUUCGGCCUGGCAGGAGGUGUGUCCCUUAUAGUCCAUGCCACCGAGGCGGCGCCCCGCGCCCUGGACAAGUUAUUGGUGGCCAUCGCCUUCUUUAACGAGGGGUUCCUUUUCCUCUACCACCUCCAUGGCCGAGAUGUGCUGGACGUGCACAUGCACAUGCUUCUGCUGUACACGGUCUUCGGGUGUGCCGCCGUAUGCUUCCUGGAGGUUUUCCAAAGAGGCAACAUCCUGGUAGAGCUGCUGCGCUGCACCCUGACUCUGCUGCAGGGUAGUUGGUUCUGGCAGAUCGGCUUCGUACUGUACCCUCUUAGCGGUGCUCAGUGGGACCCCAUGGACCACAGCAACGUGAUGUUCGUCACCAUGUGCUACUCAUGGCAUGUGGCCUUUGCCAUGCUCAGCGUCGGCGUGCUCUAUUGUCUGGUCAGCUGCGCCGUCCGCUCCAGACUAAAGAAGACCCCCCCGGUGGAAAUGGGCCUGCUGAAGUGCUCUGACAAGGACCCCGAGUCAGAGGACGAGGUGGUGUGAAGUGGACCCACUCCGCCACCGCUGUGCUACUGAUUUCAGAUCAGGAAUACAACAAUAGGGCCUUAUUUCACCUGCUUGAACUGCUUAGAGUAGCUUUUAUUCUUGCUACGGUACUUUUGCUCUGUGUUAGAAUUUAUUAUUUUACGUCAAUUACACUUGAGUAUUUUUAUGUCCUAUUUAAUCUUGAACAAACACCACACUCGUAUUUAUUAGGGGUGCACGAUAUCCAUUUUUUGAAACCGAUACAGAUAACUUCUUGCUCCUCAAAGCCGAUACCGAUAUCAAUAACCGAUAAUAAAUAUAUAAUUUUUUAAAUGUAUAACCUGUGUUUUUGAACACCUGGAGGUUUAAAAAAACUAGUGGUGGAUUCAAUAUAGAUUUGCCUUUGAUCUCAUCAGAUUUUUCAUAAUGACAUGAACAAAACAGUGCAGUUCACUUCUGCACUGCCCGACAGCCAGCUAAGAAUGAAUGCACUUCCAUAAACCACAAGGCUUCGUAUUUCCUUGCUUUUAUGGGAAGACACUCGUCUUAAUAUUGUGAAAGUACAACAGAAAAAUACACAUAUUCAAUACUCAAUAUACAACAAACUGCACAAUAAACUUAUAUACACAACUAUUAUAUGUAUAGCAUAGCACACUAGCUUGAGCUACUAAAGCAUUGGCUGGCUUCAAUAACACAACUUAUGAAGUUCUGUACAUAUGACCCUUCACCACUGAAGUAAACAUAUAAUGCACAUCCAUAUGUUAUAGUUAACAUAAAAUACUUACAUAUAUUUCCGAGAGGGAAACGUAACAGAAAGCAUUCACGACUGCUGUGUGAUUGAACCAAACUACUGUAACAAAAAAAUAGAUGCAGUGAAUUAUUCUGACCAGCAGGUGGGAGCAAUGGCCCGCAAAUGGUCAACUGAUCUCCCAUACUAGAAACUAAAGCCAGAGCAGUACAUAUUAUUGGUCCUAUUAUAAAUGUUAUUGGAUUUAUCGGGAUGAUGUCAUAAUUCCUAUUAUCGGACCGAUAAUUAUCGGACCUAUUAUUAUCGUGCACCAGUAGUAUUUAUGCACCUACAGAGUGUUAAGAAUUAUGGACAGUAUGUAUAUAGCUCAUUUGCUGCCAAUGACGGCGAUAGACGUCCAAUGGUUGUGAGUAAGUGAAUGAUUACAUGCACUUUACCGCAGUCUCUUGAUGUUUUCCUGCUUAUUGUAUGACACUA